Molecule: messenger RNA, 2319 nt
Organism: Brassica napus (rape)
Lineage: Eukaryota; Viridiplantae; Streptophyta; Magnoliopsida; Brassicales; Brassicaceae
Exons: 4
Coding region: 179-532 (117 amino acids)
Source: RefSeq, a predicted model, not a curated record
UAUAGCAGCUACGGAGACGCCACAUCACACGGCGUGUCUUCUUAUCCAACAAAAAAGAGUUUUUAUUUCUGCUUUUCCCAAAAAUAAAGAAGGAAGAACAGAACCAAGAGAGAAUAUUAUUUGCUCUUCUUCUGUGUAUUGUUUUACAGGUUCCCAGAUUUUCAGACAGUUGAACCACAUGAAUCAAAUUGACUCGGAUGUCUCUAAUGGUGCAGGUAAAGGAAAAGAGCCGAGGGUAAUAUCUCCGGGAGGAUCCAAGACCGAAGAGAGGCAAAGUCAGAGUGUUACUAAUCAGAUUGACAUGUGUCAAGAUGGUAAAGAGCAACCUCAUGGAGAAGUGAACAUGGAAGCUUCCAUAUCAGCAGAAGAUGUGAUAAGAGCUGGAGGGUUUGGUGCUAAAGACGACAUUGGAAGCUUCCUUCCCGUGGCAAGUGAUUCGACUGACUUUGAGGAAUCACUCCGCUCUGCACGUGACUACGAAGAAGCUCAACCGGAAGUUCAAAGACCUGGUCUUGGCUGGCCUAAAGAGUAAAAUAUUUGCCUCAUAGGCUUCUGGUUUAGUUCUUGUUCGGUUGAUUGUUAUGUGUGAUGAUGGCAAAGUUGGACUGUUUCAAAGUAUAGAACUCACUGGUCGUUGCUCUGCUUUUGCCAAAACGUUUUCAAGGAUCUUUUUACAUUGUUGUUCUGAUUAGGGUCAAAUACACUUUUGUCGUAAAUAAAAAUCUCGGCCACAAAUUAUAUGUUACAAAUUGGACGAACUGUGGAAACCACUUUAUUUAUAUAUGAAGUGGUCAAUAUUGUUUAUAAUAAUUAUAGAUCAUAAUGUGACAAUAACAUUGAGACCAUUAUCUGCUGAUGAGUGGGAAGAACUAAACACCAAUGAACGAGAGAAAGAAAAUGGAAUCAUAUUCAAUAAGUGGCUCAAGUUGAGAACACUUCACAAAUUGCUUCUUUAGGUCAUAUGUCAAUCCAAAUGUCUCGUGUUUCCAACUUCUGUGAACAAAACCUUGCAUUUCUUUAUAUAUAUGAAUUUAAUGCUUUUAUAAAAAAAUAUUAAAAUAUUAUUUGAUCCAUUUCAAAGUGGCUAAUCAUAGCCUAGCACUCAGCUACUUGGAUAUUAUUUGAUGGCCAUCGUAUUGGUAGCUACUGUAUACUAUUAAUUUUUUCUGUCGCAUUCGAUUUGCUAAUUUGGAAGCUGGUAACGUGUUCAAGUUGGUGAAAGUGGAAGACUUAAAAAAAUUAAAUUUUUACUUAUCAGUUAUCAUAGAUAGAUAAUCUCAAUAAAACUGAUCAAAGAAAUCAAACAACCGAUUUGACCACCCAUUUAAAAGCAUAAAGAUUCGUUAAGAUGAAUGACAAAAAACACACUAAGCUAUUAGUGUAUUGGUUAACUUCAAAAUGAUAUAAAAUAUUGGGAUUAUACAGACACAAAAAUAAAAAACAAUAAGAGUACUUUUCAAGAAAGUAACCAAUUCUAAUAUUCUAAGAUUGAACUUUCUAAUUACUCAAUAAGAUAAUAGAUUCAUGAAUAUUUCUGGAAAAUAUAUAUCUUUGACGCAUGCAUGCACUAUUUAUCAUGCGUCAUCUGUGACGUGUUAUCCAGGAACUUGUAGUAAUUUCUUCAAAGUUUAUCUACAAUCUUUUUGAAAACGUUAAAAUAACUCUCAAAAGGCUUUUAGAAUAUGAAUUUUAGAACAACGAUGACUUGAAUGUUGCUUACAAAUUUUUCACGUGUGAUUAGCAGCAUUGACGCGUAAAUAUUUUCGUUCAUGAUACUUUUAGAAAAGCUGUAUUGUUAAUGAAUCAAGAAAGACAAAGGAACCUAAUUUUCCGUUAAAUAAUAUUUUGAUGUUAAAAAAAGAAUAAAAUAACAUCCCAACUUGUCUCUUGAGGUCACCAAUAUCGAAUAUUAUACCCCUAUUUAUAUCUACACAUCAUAGACUUUCACUCUCUUAUCACAAAACAGAGAAGCUAAUGCUUUCUAUAUGAGGAAAGAGAGAAACAAAGGAACAGUCUUCAUUGUUAUGUUCUUAGCUCUAAUGGUGGACGACAUCUUUCACACGAUUCGCCCAAGUACAAUUUCCUCAAGCUACCCUGAAGUAUACCAGAGAAAUUAUUUGGAGGAAUAUUCAGGAGACUCUCUGUUUCUCUCCAAAGGUUCGAGAAGAUGACAAACAACGAAGGCAUAGGAGUAUAAAUUUCCUAAUUUAUCCCGAUCAUCACCCUCCAAGCGUUUUGUGUAAUAUACUAGAACUGAAAACCAUAAACAUGUUGUAGAUUCUGAACUCCCAUCAUUAAAACAUCCAGAAAAUUUUAGUA